GACUGCAGAGUUCUAGUCUUGAGUUGGUGAAAGUGAGAUCGUGAGAGUAUCUGUGUGGCUGGAUAGUAGAUAACAGUGUUUCCCCGCUUAUACCUACAAUGGCGAGCUUGAUUAGAAGAAGUAGCCUGCGACGACGCAGUCAAAAGCGCAAGCGCACACCCUUCACCAAAGAGGUGGUUAUACACGAUGUGAUCCGGAAAGGCAAUGUGGACGAUAUGCAGAGAGUGUUCUGUUGUCGCCGAUCCAGCAGUCGCGGAGCAGCCCAGACCCUGCGUGAUUUGUUCACCCGUCAGUCGUCAACAGUUCAGCCUAACAACAUUUCACCGUCCACGGCAGCGGCAUCAGGGAACUGUCCCAGCAAUGGAACCGUGUGUAGCGAUAGCGCAGAGCCCGCUGCUCAGAUGGACACGGAGUGUGUGAAAUGCGACGUCAACCAGGAGUUGCUUGGUGGACGCACACCACUACACUUAGCAGUGGAUACAGGCAAGCUCUGGGUUGUGCAGUUCCUGGUGGAGCAUGGUGCUGAGGUAGAUCGGGAAGACAACUCUGGCUGGACCCCACUGCACAGAGCCAUAGGUGGUAGCUGGUUGGACAUCGUUAAGUUCCUCUUGUCGCACAAAGCCGACCCAUGCAAGCGCAUGCCUGAUGGCUCACUGCCGCUCACAAUUGCCCUGGAGAGACGUGACGUCGCCCUGGUGAGCACUCUCAUCUCUAGCGGUCGCCAUGACUCCCGUCUUAGCACUGCCACCAGUAGCGCUGUCACCGCAGACGACAGUCACGUGGCCUUGCGUCAUCACCGACAAGCUAUGGAAGAGGCUAGCAGCAGAGGCGCAAGUCUCCGGAGGACGCCACAAAACGAGCAGCAACCGCAGAAGGCAAGCGUAACUGGCUCGUCUGUACGUCGCUCGGCCUCCUUCACGUCUCGGAGAACAACUCACAAUCUGAACAAAGCCUCCACAAUGGUCACAGCGACACAGUUGAUUGCGCAAUACAACGAACACCAGAAGACAAGUGGCAGAAGCGAGCUGGAGCAGCAGAGACUGAGAGCGAGAAAUCCACUAACGGGCAGCCAGCAGGGUGGAAACGACGAGGGAAACGAUUCGCUUCACUCUCAGCCACGGAAGCUACACACAUCGGUGGGCUUCAGACGCGCCGGUCCGGUCAAAGUCUGGCGUAAGGGCUCCGUGGCGAGCAUUCAGGAGUCCUCGGGUACGCCAUCACCCUCGUCCGUCAUUGCAGAUCAUCUCGCCGGCGCAGUGCUAUCACCGUCCGUGGUCCUGACGGCACCGUCGUUCGACGAGGGAUUCGCCGAACAGAUGGACUCGGACAACUCGUCGGCCGGUCUAGAUAACUCGACGGGUCUGUUCUCCGACAGCGCGGGCUCUCCCGACAGCUCCACGGCCAACACCAGCAACAGUGCCAGCGUCGUCAUUGACUACUUCCAACGUGGAGCCAGCGGCCGGAGCAGCUUCCGGCGCGCGCUCACCGCGUUCACGCGCCGUCCAAGCCGCUCCCGGACGCCGUCGCCUUCAAGCUCUCCCAAACAGGAAGACAAGAUACUUGUCAUAAACUCAUAAAUCACGUGAUUACUAGAACUGAAUCUCAAAUACCGGUAAUUUCCGGCCGAUCACAUUCACGAUAUCAAUAUUUUCUUUUCAUAUUUCAUAUCUAUUUUCCGACCGACUUCGUUCCUCUUGUCAAAACCUAGGCUUUCCAAUUUCAUUAUUUCAACCAGCCGUGCGUUCGGCUUACAACGCAAUCUGAAACUAACCAGUACGAAACUGAACUUAAAACUGAA
This is a messenger RNA of Sycon ciliatum, 1798 nucleotides long. Its product is annotated as ankyrin repeat and SAM domain-containing protein 3-like. The transcript has a single exon. Gene Ontology annotation, molecular function: protein binding. Bases 99 to 1577 code for a protein of 492 amino acids. The record is from RefSeq and is a predicted model, not a curated record. Lineage: Eukaryota; Metazoa; Porifera; Calcarea; Leucosolenida; Sycettidae.